AUGCUCGGGAACAUUUUGCUGUUGAGUGCUGUUAUUGCUGUUUAUGUGUCGGCCGAACGACCUAAACUAAAAGAUAGUACCGGAGCUUUUUUGGUGAAAAUCAGUGACAUACCGGUUGGUUCAUGCGGUUCAGAUUCAUAUUUCGGUUUGGGUAUGAUGAAUGGCAGUUUGGAAGAGUGUGAAAGGUGGCAGCUUACCGAUCCGGUGGCGGUACGAGAAUACGAGGAGUAUAAAUGCAAACAUCUUCGAGGGUUCGUUCCUGUAAGUAUUUUGGAUUCACCUCCAAUUACUGUUAGAAAAUGGAGGGGACCAGGACGCACACAUGGGCGUAGUUGCGUGACCAUGAAUAUGUCCUUUUUCCAGUAA
Molecule: messenger RNA, 366 nt
Organism: Haemonchus placei
Lineage: Eukaryota; Metazoa; Nematoda; Chromadorea; Rhabditida; Trichostrongylidae
Source: the annotation of a GenBank genome assembly